Molecule: messenger RNA, 10261 nt
Organism: Perca fluviatilis (European perch)
Lineage: Eukaryota; Metazoa; Chordata; Actinopteri; Perciformes; Percidae
Gene: slc12a5a
Product: solute carrier family 12 member 5a
Exons: 26
Coding region: 696-4100 (1134 amino acids)
Biological process (GO): potassium ion import across plasma membrane; cell volume homeostasis; chemical synaptic transmission
Cellular component (GO): membrane
Molecular function (GO): potassium:chloride symporter activity
Source: RefSeq, a predicted model, not a curated record
UUCCACAAUCACCUCUCUGUCUGACAGCCGCGAUGAGAAGAGGGAGGCAGGGAGGGGAGAAAUAGAUGGAGAAGAAAUCACACUACUGCUUCAAUAUGCAAUCAGUUUGGCAGCUACAGUGACUGAGCAACAUCAUCUUGAGCAGGGGAGAGGGAGUUUUUUUUGUAUCUGUGAGUGGGAGAGAAUGAGAUCAGGAGUGAGAAAGGCAAAAAAAAAAGAGACAGAGAGAAGGAAAAAGGAGGAGGGAGAGAGCAAGUGUGCAGCUUUGAGGCGUUCCAUCAUCCACCAAACUCCUGCAGCUUCCCUCUUCCCUCCUCCUCCUCCUCCUGGAGAGAGAGACAGAGCAACAGAGAGAAGAGUGUGAGAGAGAGAGAGAGAGAGAGAGAGAGAGAGAAAGAAAGAUAGAGGGAGCAACAGAGAGAGAGCAAGAGAGUCAGGCUUACAAGCCAGCGGAGAAGAGACGUCAAGAGGAGGAUCUACAGAGGGAGAAAAAAAAUCCUUCUCUCUCUUCUGCUGCCUCUCUUCGCGCAUCCUACGGGCAGCGAGGAGCGAGGAGGAUCCGGCUGGCAUAUUUUCUACGCUGCUUCCCCGUGAUUUCUGUGGCUGUAUCACAGUGGGUGGAGCGCAGGGAGAGCCGCCGAGAGCUCGAUCGGUGACACCGCUCCGCAGCAGAAGAGUACUGUAGAAGAGCCGGGAUGCUUAACAACCUGACCGACACAGAGGAGGGGGACGGGGGAGCGCAAAGCCAGGGUGACAGUAACCCCAAGGAGAACAGCCCCUUCAUCAACAGCAGUGAUGCUGCCGAAGAGAAGACCCAGCAGUAUGACGGCAAGAACAUGGCCUUGUUUGAGGAGGAGAUGGACACCAGUCCUAUGGUGGCGUCUCUUCUCAGCAGCCUGGCCAACUACUCCAACCUGCCACAAGGUAGCAAGGAGCACGAGGAGGCCGAGAACAACGAGGCUGAGUCAUCGCGCAAGAAACCCGUCAAGGCCCCCGCGCUCGGCACUCUGAUGGGCGUCUACCUGCCGUGCAUCCAGAACAUCUUCGGAGUGAUCCUCUUCCUCAGGAUGACCUGGUUGGUGGGAAUCGGAGGUGUCAUUGGGACCUUCUUCAUAGUCUUCAUGUGCUGUACCACAACCAUGCUGACUGCCAUCUCGAUGAGUGCCAUCGCUACCAAUGGAGUAGUGCCAGCUGGAGGCUCCUACUACAUGAUAUCCCGUUCACUGGGCCCUGAGUUUGGGGGAGCAGUGGGGAUCUGUUUCUAUCUGGGGACAACCUUCGCUGGAGCGAUGUACAUCCUGGGGGCCAUUGAGCUCCUCCUGAUCUACAUAGCACCCAAAGCGGCCAUCUUUCCCCUGGAGGGCCUUGAGGGUGCCGAAGCAGAGGCUGCCCUGCUGAACAACAUGCGUGUGUACGGCACCAUCCUGUUGAUCUCCAUGGCCACGGUGGUGUUUGUGGGCGUGAAGUACGUCAACAAGCUGGCCCUGGUGUUUCUGGCCUGCGUCAUUCUCUCCAUCCUGGCCGUCUACGCCGGGGUCAUCAAGACCGGCAUCGACGCUCCCGAAUUCCCCGUGUGUAUCUUGGGCAACCGCACUUUGGUGUGGAAGUCCUUCGAUGUGUGUGCCAAGACCGUUGAGACAGCUAAUGGGACAGUCACCACCCAGCUGUGGCGCAUAUUCUGUGACUCACCUUUCCUCAACGCUACCUGCGACAAGUACUUUACAGCCAACAAUGUGUCUCAGAUCCAGGGCAUCCCAGGGGUCACCAGUGGAAUCCUGGCAGACAAUCUGUUUGGGACUUACUAUGAGAAGGGGGAUCUGAUUGCCAAAAAGUUCACAGAGUCAGCGGAAGACCAGGAUGACCCUCUGACCAACGCCAACCGCUACGUGUUGGCCGACAUCACCAGCUUCUUUACAUUGCUGGUCGGCAUCUACUUCCCCUCUGUGACAGGUAUCAUGGCUGGCUCCAACCGCUCCGGAGACCUGCGUGAUGCCCAGAAGUCAAUCCCCGUUGGAACCAUUGCAGCUAUCUGCACCACCUCUUUCGUCUGUAUCCUCUCAAUACUGCCCUCUGGGUAUUGCAUUCAACCUUGUCCCAUUUCCUUAAGGUUUGGAGAGGGAGUCCACGGGAAUUUGGUGAUUGGCACGUUGGCUUGGCCGUCACCAUGGGUGAUCGUGAUUGGCUCCUUCUUCUCCACCUGCGGGGCAGGGCUGCAGAGUUUGACAGGAGCUCCUCGUCUCAUGCAGGCAAUCGCCAAGGACGGCAUCGUGCCCGCCCUUCGGAUAUUUGGCCAUGGAAAGGCCAACGGAGAACCCACAUGGUCCCUGCUGCUGACAGCUUGUAUCUGCGAGAUCGGCAUCCUCAUUGCUUCCCUGGAUGCAGUGGCUCCCAUCCUCUCCAUGUUUUUCCUGAUGUGCUACAUGUUUGUGAACUUGGCCUGUGCUCUGCAGACACUGCUAAGGACUCCAAACUGGAGGCCCCGCUUCAAGUUCUACCACUGGGCUUUGUCCUUCCUGGGGAUGAGCUUGUGUCUCACUCUGAUGUUCCUCUGCUCCUGGUACUACGCCAUCGUCGCCAUGGUUAUUGCCGGCUCUAUCUACAAGUAUAUCGAGUUUGCAGGUGCGGAGAAAGAGUGGGGUGAUGGGAUACGAGGUGUGUCUCUGAGCGCUGCACGUUACGCUCUCAUGCGGCUGGAGGAAGGUCCACCGCACACCAAGAACUGGAGGCCCCAGUUGCUGACGCUGGUUAGUACAGACGCAGAGCAAAACGUGGAGCAGCCUCGUCUGCUCUCUCUGACCAACCAGCUGAAGGCAGGCAAAGGUCUGACCAUUGUUGGAACAGCUCUAGAGGGCACCUACCUGGAGAACAGCGAGCAGAGCCAGCGUGCAGAGAAGGCGCUGCGCAAACUGAUGGAGACUGAGAAGGUGAAGGGCUUCUGUCAAGUGACCGUGUCCUCGAACCUGCGUGAUGCCACCUCCCACCUCCUCCAGGCCAGUGGGCUAGGAGGCCUGAAACAUAACGCUGUGCUGGUAUCCUGGCCACGCAACUGGAGGCAGGGAGACGAGCACCAGACCUGGAGAAACUUUGUUGAGUUGGUCAGAGAAACCACCGCCGCUCACCUGGCUCUGCUUGUCCCGAAGAACAUCUCGGCCUUCCCGUCCAAUGGAGAGCGCUUCACUGAGGGUCACAUCGACGUGUGGUGGAUUGUCCACGAUGGAGGCAUGCUGAUGCUGCUGCCCUUCCUUCUCCGCCAGCACAAGGUUUGGAGGAAGUGCAAGAUGCGCAUCUUCACUGUGGCCCAGUUGGACGACAACAGCAUCCAGAUGAAAAAAGACCUGACCACAUUCCUCUAUCAUCUCCGUAUUGACGCCAUGGUGGAAGUUGUAGAAAUGCAUGACAGUGACAUCUCAGCCUACACUUACGAGAAGACCCUGGUGAUGGAACAACGGUCGCAGAUGCUUAAACAGAUCAACCUGAGCAAGAAUGAGCGUGAGAGAGAGAUCCAGAGUAUCACUGAUUCAUCCCGCGGGUCAAUCCGCCGUAAGAACCCGGCCGCCGUGACAACCCAGCUGAGUGUGACCGAGGACCCGCCAGCCGCCAGCAAGGAGGAGAAGCCUGAGGAAGAGUCAAAGUCGGCCUCUUCCCCUGUGUCCCCCCCCGCCCAGGUCCAGCUCAUCCACGACAACACCACCCCAACCAGCCCCGCAACCCCGGCCACCCCGCUGACCCCCGCAGAGGAGGCCAAGAGCCCCGGGGAGCAGAUCCAGAUGACCUGGACUGAGAAGUGUGACGGUGAGCCGGCCAAACCGCCUAGUGCAGCCACACCAGAGGGCAUCAAAGACAUCUUCAACAUGAAGCCCGAGUGGGAGAACCUGAACCAGUCCAAUGUGCGGCGUAUGCACACAGCGCUCCGGCUGAAUGAAGUCAUCAUCAAAAAGUCCUCAGAGGCCAAGCUAGUCCUCCUCAACAUGCCCGGGCCACCCAAAAACAGGACAGGUGACGAAAACUACAUGGAGUUCCUCGAGGUCCUCACUGACGGUCUCAACCGGGUCCUCCUGGUCCGCGGAGGCGGCCGCGAGGUUAUCACCAUCUACUCCUGAAAGAGCAGCCCCCUCCCAUGCCCCUCCCUCAGCCCCGUCCCUGUGUCAACCUUACUCCCACACUCUCAUCAACGCUGCUUCAUCAUUAUGUUUUCUCUCACCGCUUAUUUCUGUAAGAUAGUCCUCUCACACCCAACCAACAGCCCAGCUCAGCUUCAGCACCUCUCCCUCCGCUCCAUCCCCAGCAGACCGAUGAGCACUAUCACACGCUCAGCAACUAUAACUACUGUCAGCUCUAGACUCAUUUAGACGCUAUCUAGAUUUGUUCUUGAAGAGACUUCUUUUCCUCGCUAGUCUUCGAUGUACUGUAAUAACUGGCAUUGAGUCGGAGUCACUCUGCAAGGAGGAGGUGGUGGUGUUGGGUGUGGGUUGUUAAGCCGAGGUGUGAGCGCGCAUGCAUGUUUGUGUCCGUCUUUGUUUAAACCUUUGCAUUCCUUAUUGUUGGGUUAUUUAAAUUUUUUAUUUUUUUUUCAAAUAUAAGUGUGGCAUAACAGCAGCAGCUUCUGCUUGAAUAGGAGAACGAGAGCCUAACUGAAAUGAGCUCAACGUAGGAUUGUCUGUUUAGUUCCGUUGUGGUGAUCGCACACCUCCCACAGCGCUCCAGCCUGUUGUCUUCUAUGUGAUUUAUCUUUCAAGGCAAAAAGACACUGCUACCCACUGUCAGGACCACCAGCUGGAAGGAGAACAGAGUCCUUAAGUAUGAACUGUGAAAUUCACAUUGGUUUUCGAAGAAGACUGAAAAGGCAUGUGGAUCAAACCUUCAGUAUUAUCUUUAACCUGAUUACUCCUUAGCAUGGCGUCCUUAUAACUGUGUGGGUGUUUCUACUCCACUUGUUGUGUUACCGCCAUCACUGUCUUUCUACCUGUCCUCCUUUCAAUUGAUUUCUUAGUGGCUGUUCAUCUCCUUGGCCACUGUUAGUGCCAAAAAAAAAAAAAUACAACAAGGCUAGCUUAGUUUGUAGAGAUUGACACGUAAUUAAAACUGUGAAUAGUGCGUUUCCUACCAGAAGGCUGGUGUAACAAUGGGGAGACAGUACAAACACCCCGAGGAGAUUGUCAUUGCCAGCACCCCUCGACUCUCGUGUGGAUCACUGUAAAUAAUGUACAAGCUCUGACGCGUUGUUCAGUAUGAGUGUAGUAUUUUUGUGACAUACUAAAAAGCUUCUAGUGGAGAGAAAACAUUCCUUCGCUGAGAGGGACAGCUCAAAAACGCUGUUUUCAACGUUUAUUUAUCUAUUUAUUUAUUGGAUGGCAUAGGCUCCUGUCACUAUGGUAACCGUCAUUGUAACCUCGACAAGCACUGCACCUGCACUGUCCGCCACUGUGCAACAAAGUGAAACUUUGAUGAAUUCAUCAAAUUCAUUAAAUAAUACAAAAAAACACUAAAUGUUAUUUUUUCAUCUAGAGAACAAAUAUGUAUUUAUGUUUAUAGACAAAACUUACACAUAUUGAUGAAAUAGUUGUAUGUCAUUUUGAUUGUCACUCAAAGAUAUAUUGUUGUUUUUGCCUAAUUUAGAUUACAUUAAAUGUGCCAUAUCAAAGUAUUUUUCAAAGAGAAAUAGUGAACAAAAAUUCUAUUGAAUUAGAGGGAACAAAGUGUGCUAAAUAAAAGAAAGAAAACUGAGGUGUCUACAUGAAACUAGUACGGUAAUGAUGACACCGUAGUUGGAAAGUCGCCCUAUAGAUGAUAAAAGAAUAGAUGUUCGGACGCUCAGAUUAAAAGCCGGUAUAUCAGCUGUUACAGAAGUGAGACUUUGAACAUCUAUCGAUUGAUUAUUUAAAGGGUCAAGUCUAAAUAAAUGGAGAGGACAAUGGCUUCUGUAGCUAGGAAACUCACAUUGUCCACAAGACUGAACUCUAUGCAGUAGACUCUCCAGUGAGAUUUUAUAUCCUCUAGAUUGGUUAAGAUUUGAGCCUGACUGAAUGACUGGUAAGCAAAUCAUAUUUAGGUUCAAAAAGUGCAUCUUGGAAGGAAUGUGCAAUAGUUGAAAUCUGGACUCAUGCGAUCAUCUUAUUUAUUUUUUUACACAUAUAUUUUGUAUAUGUAGAUUUCGUAAGUCUUUAAAAAAAAAAUCCAGAAUCAUCUCACUUUGACCAAGGACAGCUGUCACUUUAAUUUAUUUCUGUUUGUUUUUUUCUGGAAGAAACUGUUUUUGGUCAUUUGCACUUGUAGUAGAAAUAUGAAUAUAAAUAAAUAAGUAUAUAUAUACAGUAUAUACAAUAUAGGGAAGCAAAACAAAUUAGUUUCUAGAACUAUUUACAAACAGUAUUUAAUGUUUUUAGUGUUGCUUGAAUGUCGGACCAUAUGUUGUGAAUGCUGCUAGUAUCAAUAGAUUUAUUUCUACUGUAAAUAGAGAUGACUAAGCAACAUUAAAGAUGAAGGGAUAAAGGGUAUAGACAUACAUAUCAGUGGUGGUGGUGGUGGUUGUUGUUUAACAAGACGAGGCUGUACCUGUAAACAUUUGGCCUGAGGUCUCUGGACAGCAUUAGCUUUCUGUUUUUAUUACAAAACUAUACUGAAUACCUUGAUGCAAUAUUAAACAACUGAGGGCAAAUCCCCCACCCGUUUAUUCUCUUUAAAAAAAAAAAAAAGCUCUCGAUUAUUACCAUGUUUAAUCCCAUAAAUAAAGUGAACCAAUUUUAACGUACCAGAUUAUUAAUUUACGUACUUUACUUCAAGAAAUUUACAGGAAUCACGAAAAUGUUUAAAUAUGAAUAUUUAUCUGCUAAACGUUACUGUUUGGAAAUUUUUAACACACCUACCUUUGACACCUGUGAUACUUAAGAAGCAGCCACUCCUAGUUUUUGAAGAUUUUAGGGUGCCAAGUCAUGAAGAUUUUCUUUAAUAUGCUUGUCACGCUUAACUCUGACAAAGGGGUUGUUUAACGCUCACAUUAGUUUUUGAAGAACAUGGCUAUUUUGGGAUUGUCGCCACAACAUUGCCUGCAUCAACUGAGCCUUUUAAAAUGUAUUCAAAAGAAAAGAUAUCAGAUGUUUAUUGGAGAAGUUUAUUGGAAAUGAAUUUAUUUAUUGAAUUAUAAAUGUUUUAUAAUUGCUGUUUGCAUGGUACUAUGUGGCAAUAUUUGUUUUAGUGGUUUCUAUAGUGAUGACUUACAUGUUCAAGGUGCAGAGUGGGGUGAAAGGUUGUCAAAUGUUGUCACCUCCUAUCAACUAUGGAGUGUUUGCCGCUCAGCCGGCGACAUGGCUAAAAACCUUGAAAACAAGUCUUUUGCAAAAAAUAAGAAAAGUAUGAGUUCACUAUAUUGUUACUUGUUAUAUUUCAAUCUUGCUCAAAUAGUCUUAUGUAACGCAAUAGGAGAUUUUGAGUUUGCGAAUGGAUGAGCUGUAGAAAUGGUCAUUUCACCUUUGUAAAUAUGGAUCACUUAAGUCAGAGACACUAUAACCUACUAGUGUUGUCUUUUGUUGUACACUGUUCUAUCACUGUGGACAAAGUCUUAGAGUUUUGUAAGAUUAUGUGCAAUAUUGUUCUCACAUUGGUAAGUUUUUACAUUUUGUCACAGUUAUGUUAUUUAUUUUCUAGACACAACUGGAGGUGUCACUUUAUUUCAUGAGAAUGUUUGUCACCAGGUGUUACAGACAAUAAAGGUCUACAGUGUUCAUCCCAAAUGUGGCUGAGACAGCAAAGCACUUUACACUGAAGGGGUACUCUGUGACAGGAUCAGUCUGCAGGAGUGUGUGUGUGUGUGUGUGUGUGGGGGGGUCUAACAAGAGCCAGCCUGCUCUGUACAGACUCUAUCCCACAGUGAUCUCUGGUGGCACACAAGUGUAUUACAGCCAGCCGUGGAGGUCUGACAGCUCGGACUACAAAAUAGAAUUAAUUCCCAUCAUGUUUAAGCAGUUUUCCGAACUGCAAUAAUCCAGAGACCUACCUGCUGAUUUUGUUUACAUCUUAUCUUUUCAGCAUUCUCUUGGACAUUUUAGCAUGCAUCACAUUCUUUCCUUUCUCUUGCCAAACUUCUUUUAAAAAAAAAAAAAAGAAUAAUAGUAACUGUUAAAUUUAUAGUGCUUGUCACUCAAUCUGUGAGGUGAGCCUUCCCAGAAUCCCUCCUCCACACCCCCAAACCCCUCUCCUCACCCCAUCUGCCCCCAAAUCCCUGGCCUCCCCCAUCCCAGCCACUAAAUCCACCCCAGCUCUGUAUUUUAAAUGUGAUUGCAGUAUAAUUCUGAAAAAUGAUCAAAGAAUAUAAAACUCGCGCUUCCAAUUCUGGCACCGGCUCUGCUUGGACGACACAAGAUAGUCGACUUAGAAACCAGCACGCCCCCUCUCCCCACAACUGAUCCAUGAUUUAGAUCAGAUCCUUCGCCUGCACAACUGUAGCAUGAGACAAACUUGCCGGUGAUCAUUACUCAGUCUCCAUCCUUAAAUGGAUAUUAAGGGCUCUGAAACACAUCUGUUACCGGGUUGAGGAGGCUGUCCUGUUAAGACACCAACAGAGAAAAUAUCAAACAAGUCCCAGAUUACGACAGAGAGGGCACACACAGUCUGUAGCUCAGAUAAGAUCGUAACCUUUAGUAUAUUUUCACAGAAGCAGCAGACAGAUGUGCCUGAUGUUGGAGGCAAAGCUGCACUUACAUUACACACAGUCGACCUCUCUGGGAGCUAAAGAGAAGAACUCAAGUGGCUAUCCACGCAGUGCAAGCAGAGCCAGGUCCCAGUCAUGUUGUGUAACUCAGUGCAUGCAUGCAAUUACCCUGAACAAGGUGUAUUGAAAAUAUAUUGGGUGUUUGUGGUAUAAAAGUAUUUUGUUUAUAUCAGUUGGGAUAUUUUCUUUCAAGUAGUAUGUUUUUUUUUCUUCUUCUCUUUCCUUAGGACUGGCCAAUCAUUGUAUCCAAGAUGAAUAUUAUUAUAGUACAAGAUUCUAUUUUUAUGGUAGAUUUAUUGACAGGGUCUUCUUAUUGUGUCAAAUAUUAUCUGGAGAUAAACUGAUUACCAAAGUAUAUUUCAGUUAACUACAUAAAUGAUGGUGUGCAAAUGUGUGCUCCCGUGAAUUAGACGCAGACAAGUAAAUACUGUUUACUAUUUUACAACAUUUUGUAACAAUUAUCAUUAAUAGAUUUAAAAAAAAAAGUUUGUGUCAAUAGGGUAAAACUAUGAAGUGCCAAAAUAGGAGGAGAAGCCUGCAAAUCCAGAAUUUGGUGGAAGUCGCAUGCCUGUCCAAAACUGUUCAUUUACCCACUUUUCAGUAAAUAACUGGGGUUAGGCUAUAUCCAGUCAAUUAUAUUCAGUGAAUGUAUUAACUACAAAGGUUACCAAUCACCAAAACUGGUCAGUCAUGUCAACAUUCAGACCUUUAAAGAAAAAACUUCUCAGCACAUAGACUGGAAACAGGGAAACUGUCCAACGGUUACAAAAUCCACCUAGCAGCAUCUCUAAAGCUCAUUUAUUAACUCCUUGGAUCGGGUUUGUUUAAUCCAUUCAAAACCAAAGUAUAAAAAAGAUUAUACAAAUUUAUAAAUACACAUACAUUUCAUUAGAAUUGUACCUUGUAUGAUUUCAUGUGACAAAUAUCGAUUGAUUUUAUCUUCAGGUUACUGGUCCCGACCGGAAAUAGUACGGUCCAUAACCUCAUAAAACCGUUUUUACGUCGUUUUUUGUACGGUUUAAACGUGUUAGUUAUUGAGCUUUGGAUUGUGUUAUCUUUGGACAGAGCCAUUAUCCAGUCUGUGUGCUUCAUAUUUAACUGACAGACCUGAGUGGUAUCGAUUUUCUCAUUUUACUUUUGGGAACAAGCAAUUUCCCGGAAUUAAUUUUCCUUUAAUACUUUAUGGCCUUUGACAAAUACAGUAUUUUAUUUAAAAACCAUACCUCCCUAUAGAGGAAUCUCGUCACUGUCCAGGUUUGUUUUUAAUUCACUGGAGUUGUGGGAAACAUUUUGUAUGGAUGUUUGACAAAUGUAACGGAUGUAGGUAUAGAUGAUAUAUACAGCAAACACACAAAGACACACCUGUUUUGAAUUUUGGUAAUAUGAAAGGGUUUUUCAUUCAGAACCGUUCAUUACUAUACCUUGAUACUGUACCUGGUCUUAUGGUAAAGCCGUAGCGUGUUCCUUUCAGUUCUGUGGGAGUGUGUAUGUGUGUACAUGUAACUGCUGGGGGCGAGCUGGGAGGGGGCUACAUGUAAAUAAAUCAAAUACAGUUAG